Sphaeroforma arctica JP610 is the source of this 1369-nucleotide messenger RNA. RefSeq lists its product as hypothetical. The transcript has a single exon. Bases 63 to 449 code for a protein of 128 amino acids. Lineage: Eukaryota; Ichthyosporea; Ichthyophonida. The record is from RefSeq and is a predicted model, not a curated record.
CAGUGGAAAAUGAAAUAAAAAAAAAUGAAAUAAUAUGAACAAGGAUAUGAUUGGAGGAGAUAAUGAUCAAAUUAGGACAAGUGUUCACUGUUUUUUAUUAUCAUUGUAUAGUCAUAUUUUUACACACGACCCAGCACCUGUAUAUCCAUACAACAUUUACGUAUAUAAUUAUAACACCUACUGCUACAUAUUUGGUGACCUUUCGUUUGACUAUGGGUGACGAGUAUAGCGAAAGUUUUCUAAUUCCGGAAACACAGCUUGGUAGUGAUGACCUGUCGGAUUCGAUGCCCGUAGGUCACAGUCAAGCAGUACAAUCGUCUCUAGAUCACGAAAUGGAAUCAUCGAUAGACGCAGAGACGAUGUCUUUACGAGAGUCACAGAUUAUUGACACAUUACCGGUAGCUGAAUCACAAGGGUUUCACUACCGGACAGCGUUAGUGAAUCAAUAGAUAGCACCAGUCUUGUUCGUCUACAGGAUGCACAAAAUGAAACAACAAGCAUGGCAUUAAAUUUAUUGUUUGAUGAUGACGAUGAAGAUAUAUAUAUAUAUAUAUAUAUAUGCAAAUAUAUUCUUUUUAAUACAUACCUACACAGCCUUCCAGAGGAUUUCCAUUUGAACAAAAAGAACAGCUGUAUUUGAAUUCAGUCGACAUGCGUUUGAGCUCAUCGACAUCUCUGAAGCAUUUCCCUCCAUCAAUUGCCAAGUCUGGUGUUUCAGUAAUUGCAUCGAUUACUUUCCUGAUUAUUCGAAAAAAAGGUAGAACGAGCUAUACCGUGCAUAAUAUAAAGGCCCAAAUAACUACCCCCAGCAAGACAUCUCAAUGUUAAUUUAACCAUAAGAGGUAUUGAGACCUUCUGUCUAUGUUUAACUUGAUUACGAUGGGCUGUCUUUAAUUUCUCCGCCAGAGUAGGACUGAGUAUGUCGACGAGCUUAUUGAAUGUGCCCUUGGAUAAUCGAUAAUAUCUCUUGAAUUUCUGGUCAGAUAGAGUUUCUUGUUCAUUCAGAACAUCGUGACGGGUCUUGAAUCUACGCCGCUUUCGCGUCGUAUAUAACGCAGCUCUCUGUUGUGCUACUAUCGCUGUCUUGCGUGCUCUCUUAAACUGGAAUAGAGUCAUCGCUGUAUGAAAACGACGACGAUCAUCUAUAUUCUGCUGGUUUAUAGAAUAACUAGUGUACUCCUCUCGCAAUCGCUAUCCAUACUAUCACUAUAGUCGACAUUAUCGAUGAAGAUAUCGAAAUCGUCGUUGAUCUCUAAAAUGCUUUUAAUAUCUUUCUCAUCAUCUUCCUCUAAAUCACUAUAACUAGAGCUAUUUGAGAAGCAAUAUAGCUUUCCAACAUCUACCAUGAUCGCUAUAUUGUAACUAGUGU